AUGAUGAAGCGGAUGAAAGGGGAUAAGACGUAUGGGCUAACGAAACGUCAAGAAAUAAUCCUCAACAGAAAAAUAAAGAAGAUCACCGGGGAUGAGGAAUUCGAUGGAGAAUCGCCGGCUGCAGGGGGUGCAGCAGAAAGCGGAAUCAGUAACAUCCCGGGUCUCACUCCGUCCCAGGCGAAUGUGCUCAAACGAGAAAUGGAAGCUAUACAGGAAUUGCAUGCUAUGCAACGGAAAGAAGAGAAGAAAAAAGACGAAAAAGCGAUGAAAGAUGAGGGCAAAAAAGAGGAAGCCAAAGAGUCAGGAUCGAAAACUUGCGCUGAAUCGAAAGAGACAGAAUGCUCGGUAACCGCAGAAGAGAGAGAAGAAUCGAGAGAAGAACAAGACUUGAAACUCUCACAAGAUUCCAAACUGCCAAAAGAAUUAAAAGGCGCAAAAGUUUCGAAAAGAGUGGAUGAAUUCAAAAAACCAAAAGAAAUAAAAGCAGGCGGAAAAGCAAAAGUGACCAAAGCCGAUUACCAUGUCGAACGGUUCCGAACGCCGGAUGGUCGCUUAUUCUUCCGCUUCACACCGAAAGAAUAUUUUGAGAUGGAGAAAUCUCUGGAAAACAAGCAAGGCGCACGUUCUUCGGAAAAUUUGCUACAAGCACUAUCAGGAAGAAAAGCGUCAGAGCAGAGGAUACAACAAGUACCAUUAGCGAAAGCAUCGCUGGUCCCAGAGUGUAAACGGUCAUCAGUACCACCAAGGCAAGUACCACCGGCGUCACCAGCAGUAGCACCGCCGACACCAAAAUCACUACCGGUAGCAGCGGGGAAACUAUCACCUACAGUACCAGGGCAAGCAUCGCCAGCAACACCGGGGCAAACAUCACCAGCACCAGCGGGAAAACCGCCACUAACACUACCGAGGAAACUGCCAUCAGCACCACCGAGGCAAGUACCACCAGUAAAGGCACCAGCGGCACUACCUGGGCAAGCGCCUUCAGCAAUUCCGGUAGCAAUCGGAAAAGCAGCACCGGUACCAACAAAGAAUGCACCACCGGUAGCAAUGGGAAAACCGUCACCAGCAUCAGCAGGGCAAGCAUCACCGACACAGCCAGUGAAAGCACCACCUUCGGCAGUACCAAGACAACCACCAACAGUACCAGGACAACCACCGUCAGCACUACCGCGACAACUUCCAUCAGCGGCACUAGGGAAAGCAGCAUCAGCUGUGGCGGGAAAAGCACCAUUGGUACCACCGGGGAAAUCAGUAACGACACUAACAAGAAAACUGCCAUCAGCUCCACCAGGACAAACACCGCAGACAUCACCAGCGAAAGCACCACUGGCACCAUCAGCAAAAUUAUCCUCAGCACCACCACCAAGAAAGGAACCACUGGCAGCAGCAGGAACUGCGCUUCCUGUGACACCAAGGCAAGCAUCUCCUGCACCACCGAGGAAGACAUCACCAGCAGUAGCUGGAAAAUUUCCACCGGCAACAGCCGGAAAACCGCCACCAGUGUCACCAGGACAAGCACCGCCAAGUUACCGGUAA
Gongylonema pulchrum is the source of this 1536-nucleotide messenger RNA. The record is from the annotation of a GenBank genome assembly. NCBI's taxonomy places the organism in Eukaryota, Metazoa, Nematoda, Chromadorea, Rhabditida, Gongylonematidae.